CUGGCUGUCUGUCCUUGUGCACCUGCAGCCCUCCAACUACUUUGGAUGGGCUACUUCCCCUGUGCCCCACUGGGGCCAACACUUGCUGUUAGCCUACAGCUUCUUAGCUUUGUCCAACAACUCUUCAUGUGCAUACCUCCAAACACUUCAGCAUGGUGUGAGUCCCUUGAGGCAUACCUUGCAGCUAUGGGUUAUAAGGUGGACACAAAG
Molecule: messenger RNA, 210 nt
Organism: Pisolithus orientalis
Lineage: Eukaryota; Fungi; Basidiomycota; Agaricomycetes; Boletales; Pisolithaceae
Exons: 1
Source: RefSeq, a predicted model, not a curated record